Pan troglodytes (chimpanzee) is the source of this 3295-nucleotide messenger RNA. It is a transcript of the gene SRR, whose product is annotated as serine racemase. Bases 888 to 1910 code for a protein of 340 amino acids. Gene Ontology annotation, molecular function: RNA binding; ATP binding; pyridoxal phosphate binding. Gene Ontology annotation, cellular component: cytoplasm. The transcript is spliced from 8 exons. NCBI's taxonomy places the organism in Eukaryota, Metazoa, Chordata, Mammalia, Primates, Hominidae. The record is from RefSeq and is a predicted model, not a curated record. Gene Ontology annotation, biological process: D-serine biosynthetic process.
GCCAGGCCCCGUGGCUCAUGCGUGUAAUCCCAGCACUUUGGGAGGCCAAGGUGGGCAGAUCACUUGAGGUCAGGAGUUCGAGACCAGCCUGGCCAACAUGGCGAAACCCCGUCUCUACUAAAAAUACAAAAACUAGCCGGGCGUGGUGGUGGGUGCCUGUAAUCCCAGCUACUUGGGAGACUGAGGCAGGAGAAUCACUUGAACCAAGGAGGUAGAGGCUGCAGUGAGCCGAGAUCACGCCACUGCACUCCAGCCUGGGUGACAGAUAGAGACUCUGUCUCAAAAAUAAAACAAAACAAAACACUUUCCACCCAUGGACACCGCCAAGUCUAAGUCAGAGUCUCCUCAAGAGCUCGUACAGCUGAAGAAGCUCUUCAUUGGAGGGCUGAGCUUUGAAACAACCGAUGAGAGCCUGAGGAGCCAUUCUGAGCAAUGGGGAACACUCGCGGACUGUGUGGUAAUGAGAGAUCCAAACACCAAGCACUCCAGGGGCUUUGGAUUUGCCACAUAUGCCACUGUGGAGGAGGUGGAUGCAGCCACGAAUGCAAGGCCACACAAGGUGGACGGAAGAGUUGUGGAACCAAAGAGAGCUGUCUCAAGAGAAGAUUCUCAAAGACCAGAUGCCCACUUAACUAUGGAAAAGAUAUUUGUUGGUGGCAUUAACGAAGACACUGAAGAAUAUCACCUAAGUGAUUAUUUUGAACAGUAUGGAAAAAUUGAAGUGAUUGAAAUCGUGACUGACCAAGGCAGUGGCAAGAAAAGGGGCUUUGCCUUUGUAACCUUUGAUGAUCAUGACUCCGUGGAUAAGACUGUCAUUCAGAAAUACCAUACUGUGAAUGGCCACAACUGUGAAAUUAGGAAAGGCCUGUCAAAGCAAGAGAUGAACCAUGUGUGCUCAGUAUUGCAUCUCCUUUGCUGAUGUUGAAAAAGCUCAUAUCAACAUUCGAGAUUCUAUCCACCUCACACCAGUGCUAACAAGCUCCAUUUUGAAUCAACUAACAGGGCGCAAUCUUUUCUUCAAAUGUGAACUCUUCCAGAAAACAGGAUCUUUUAAGAUUCGUGGUGCUCUCAAUGCCGUCAGAAGCUUGGUUCCUGAUGCUUUAGAAAGGAAGCCGAAAGCUGUUGUUACUCACAGCAGUGGAAACCAUGGCCAGGCUCUCACCUAUGCUGCCAAAUUGGAAGGAAUUCCUGCUUAUAUUGUGGUGCCCCAGACAGCUCCAGACUGUAAAAAACUUGCAAUACAAGCCUACGGAGCGUCAAUUGUAUACUGUGAACCUAGUGAUGAGUCCAGAGAAAAUGUUGCAAAAAGAGUUACAGAAGAAACAGAAGGCAUCAUGGUACAUCCCAACCAGGAGCCUGCAGUGAUAGCUGGACAAGGGACAAUUGCCCUGGAAGUGCUGAACCAGGUUCCUUUGGUGGAUGCACUGGUGGUACCUGUAGGUGGAGGAGGAAUGCUUGCUGGAAUAGCAAUUACAAUUAAGGCUCUGAAACCUAGUGUGAAGGUAUAUGCUGCUGAACCCUCAAAUGCAGAUGACUGCUACCAGUCCAAGCUGAAGGGGAGACUGAUGCCCAAUCUUUAUCCUCCAGAAACCAUAGCAGAUGGUGUCAAAUCCAGCAUUGGCUUGAACACCUGGCCUAUUAUCAGGGACCUUGUGGAUGAUAUCUUCACUGUCACAGAGGAUGAAAUUAAGCGUGCAACCCAGCUGGUGUGGGAGAGGAUGAAACUACUCAUUGAACCUACAGCUGGUGUUGGAGUGGCUGCUGUGCUGUCUCAACAUUUUCAAACUGUUUCCCCAGAAGUAAAGAACAUUUGUAUUGUGCUCAGUGGUGGAAAUGUAGACUUAACCUCCUCCAUAACUUGGGUGAAGCAGGCUGAAAGGCCAGCUUCUUAUCAGUCUGUUUCUGUUUAAUUUACAGAAAAGGAAAUGGUGGGAUUCAGUGUCUUUAGAUACUGAAGACAUUUUGUUUCCUAGUAUUGUCAACUCUUAGUUAUCAGAUUCUUAAUGGAGAGUGGCUAUUUCAUUAAGAUUUAAUAGUUUUUUUGGACUAAGUAGUGGAAAAACUUUUAUACUUAACUGAGACAUUUUGUCAAGGCUAAAAAAAAGUCUUGCAAAAUGGGGCAGUGGACUGACAGGCUGACAUAGAAAAUAAACUUUGCCCAAUCACAACUUGUGCCUCCCAUCCCUGGAGUACUGACUGGCACCGGUAAGACAGAAUCUCUUUGAAUCCAUUACUCCAUGCCCCCUUGAGGCACUGUUGAAGAAAUCUCACUUUUCAGCCAGGGUACUGGUUCUGGUACAUAUGGAUCAUAAGUCCAUUUGGGGAAGACUCGUUUAUACAGGUUCAUCAGUACUGUGUCUUGAGAUUUUAGCUUCCCAUCAAAGCUGCAUUUCAUGUGGCCAUGGGUACCUAGAAAGACAUCAGAACAAGUCGGUCAAAUUAAAAGUAGAAAAUUUUAAAGCAAUGACUUCCAACCCAACAGUCAUUUAGCAACACUGCAGAAAUGCAGACGUGGUCUCAAAUCCCGUGUUUCCUUACCUAAAGGUUCCUUGAUAUGUCCCCUCCGGCCCCACUUCGUUCUCAGUUCCACUGGUUUAAACCACAGCACAUCCUCUUAGAAUCAAACACAUUAAAGACCAAGAUGAAACAUUUACCCACAAAAUGUAAACCCAACCUUUAUACCACAAAGGCAAUCAGAUCCCAUCCUCCUCCUUCAUACCCACCUCUGUUGAAGAACAUGUAACGUACUACUGCCAUCUUAGUAAAAAUUUUGAAAGGAUGACCACUCAGAACAACUCUCUUGAUGACCAUUCUGUCUGGAUCUACUGACAUAAGAUGGCCUGUAGCAAUGAGGCUGUGCAUUCCUAAAGGACAAAAGCAAAGAAGCUAUUUAGGAAUUUACAGGCCAAAGUCUUCAUUUAUUGCCCAGUCCAUUUAAAGACCCAUGCAAGAGCCUGGUUUGUCAUCCCUGCCCUAGCCCAAUCUGAGGCUAAGAUUGGUAAACUGUAAGCCCACACUUAACCUUGUCAAUAGGUUCUUGAAAACUUGUACUUCAAGAGAAAUGAUGUAUAACAAAACCAUACUUUUUCUCAUCAGUUGUUACAAGGAAAGGAUGUUGAACAAAAGGCAGUUAUUUGAGGACUGGCUAUACACUGUUUCACGUAAAAGUUGGAGUUUUCAUUGUUCUAUUAACAAUGUUAAAUGAAGACUUACUGUAUUUUGAAAACCAUCAUUACCUUCUCCAUACCAUUUGGCUCCCAAAUUUAAAUAAACAAGAGAAAACGGUGUUCAUCUA